CGGUGGUUCCGCAGUGGACAUCAAAACCUGUCAAGACUUUCAGUCAUACUUUCUUGUGUGGAUACUUUCUUCGGAAACUUGAUCUAGCCAUCAUGAAAUUCCUCCUCUGCGUAGCCGCUUUCUCACUUCUUGUUGCCGCAGCUGUCGCUGGUAGCCAUGGAAUUUCCAUUGGUGUUCCUCUUCCUUUCAUCAAAAUCAGAUUCGUUGAUAUAGCCAAUCUGUUUGGACACCAUGGAGAACAUCAUGGAGGUCAUGGUGGUUAUGGAGGACAUGGUGGUUACGGAGGACAUGGUGGUUUUGGAGGACAUGGUGGAUUCGGCAUCCAAAUCCCACAUAUAGGCCAUGGUGGUCAUGGUGGAUAUUAAAUUUCACUUUUAUUAUUAAAGAAUCUUCAUCUACAUUUCUGAAGUGAAUCAAAACUGAAUACAUUGGAAGAGUCAAAACAACUACAAAUUUCAACUUUGUAUAUAAUAGUCAUCCUCACAUCGACUUCAACAAUGUAUAUAAACACUCUCUUCCACUUUUCUUUUUUUAUUCUAUGUCAGCUAAUGUCUUAAACAUCGGCCCUUUUAUAUCGUUCAUUUCAAACCCAACUAUUACUUUGUGUAUAGAAUUCAUUCCUUUGUUCAUUCAGUAUUAAAUGCUACCUUGUAUAUAGGAGCCAUUCCUUAGUACAGUUCAAAUUCAAAUACAGUUCAUUGUACGGGUCACAUCCCUUUGUACAACGCAAACCCAAAUAUAAAUAAAAUUCUAUACACUUAUGUUUCA
Argiope bruennichi is the source of this 768-nucleotide messenger RNA. RefSeq names its product chaplin-C-like. The record is from RefSeq and is a predicted model, not a curated record. The transcript has 3 exons. NCBI's taxonomy places the organism in Eukaryota, Metazoa, Arthropoda, Arachnida, Araneae, Araneidae. The coding region runs from base 93 to 365 and encodes 90 amino acids.